GGACAUGGCGCUUUUUGACUGGACAGACUACGAGGACAUGAGGCCUGAGGACAGCUGGUCAUCCAACAAGAAAAAAGGUAUGACGCUGUUUUCGAAUAUUUUUUUUCCUUCAUUGCUAAUGCUAGCCAGCUGGCUAACAUGAACCACAUCUGAGAGGAUUUUUAGUAGCAUUCUGUUAGGUUUUGAUCUGUCUGUGCCGAAGGAGGUUGAAUUGACAAAGUAUGAUCUAGGAAUGUCGACCUCUGCCGCAUAAGAGAUUCUGCCUCACGGAUCGAUCCGGGAUCAAACAGUCACUGACACAGACACAGCUGUUCAGAGAUGUUUCUCAGUUUAUUUUAGGAUAAACAUGAGUAUAUAUUCACAUUCAAGAGUGUGUUGUAGCGAUGUGAUUGGAUGAUGAUGAUGAUGAUAUUGACAAAGCUGAGUUAUCUAUGUAUAACAUAAAUGGGUGAUGAAGCAUUACAUCACUGGUUUAGACUGCACUAUUGUAUGAAAGAAGAGAGAUAUUAUGUACUAUUACACCACCCGUCAGGAUCAUAGUCUUAUGAAAAGAAGAAAGACAUUACUGGUCAACAUGACCUUCAUUAAUCAGAGAACAGAAUGUGCGAGCGAAGAUAAUUCUCAAAGAUUUAACAAACCAAAACAAGUAGCAAUCAGGACUGCCUGUACCAGUUUCAAGAACAAGUAGCAAUCGGAACAGCCUGUUCCAGUUCCAAGCAUGCCAGACAAAUAUUUUUAUCACAUCCAUAAAUGUGAUAAAAUGUUAGCCAGAUUGGUUCGAGCUGCCAGGAAGGAUAUAGCAACUCGUAUAAUCACUCUUUACGACUGUGGUGAGCAGAAAAGCAUCUCAGCAGAAAAGCAACAGCAGAACACCACAUUGGAUUCCACUCCUGCAGACAAGAACAGGAAUCUUAGACUCAAGAACGAGUUCCUAUUAAAGUGGCCGUUGAGUGUAGGCGUGUAGACAGUGCUAAAAAUGCUAGAUAGAUGCCAAUUUUUCUCACAGACACUCACAGGGGAAAAAAGGCUGAGCAAGCGAGAAAGAUCUCCGCAGUCGAUACCGAGUACACCACAGAAGCGAUUGCUAAGAUAAUUAUGUAAAAAUAAGUUGAAGGGCUCUUUAAUAAUCAAAUCUUCUCGAUUUCCUGAGUGCCAUUCUUGCAUGAAGAAAUCAAUAAAAUAUUUUAAUUACUACAGGUCAAUGUGACUGUCAGCAGGUUGAAAGCAGACACAUAUUCAGCUUUCGUAAUGUCGUUAUUGAUUCAUGAAAAUCGUUUCGCAGAAGUAAGAACAUGGUGCUGUUUUACUGUUUUGUGUUUGCUGAUCUUUUUCGACAAAGAUAAGCGGCGCAGCAGGAACAUGAGCAGUGGUAAUGUGACCAUGAGCACAGAUGAUGUUGAACCAUGUGACCAUCACCUCGACUGCCUGCCUGGGUCCUGCUGUGACCUCAGACAUCACGAGUGCAAACCACAUAACCGUGGUCUGAACAACAAGUGCUACGAUGACUGCAUGUGUGAAGAAGGUUUCCGAUGCUACGCCAAAUUCCACCGCAAGCGAAGGGUGACCCGGAGACGUGGCCGCUGCGUGGAACCCGAAUCGGCUAACAGCGACCAGGGAGCUUUCAUCACAAUCUGAUGAGAGAGACGGACAGAGAGACGUACACGAAGAACGGAUCACGACCCUACAACCCUGUACCUCCUUCUAAAGACUUCAGAUGGACUAAAGCUGAAUUGAAAAGUUUAACGAGUCCAAAAAAAAAAAAUCUGACAAACUCGCCUGUGUGUUAAAGUGCACUGUGUACCAACAUUACUCACAUAUGAUUUCAUCUCUCAACUGGACUCUUUUGUUUUUUCAUUUUCUUUAUCUUUUUUGUUAACUGAGAAUGCAUUUUCUAAAACCUAUUAUGCUGUAAUCAUUUAUUGCAGUGAUGUGGUGGAGUUUUUGCCUGUUUUUUUGUUUUGUUUCUGAUUUGCUUUGUAAGAUUUAUUAUUUAUGCCACACCUAUGUGUCACUGGAAAACAUCAAGGAGUCUUUUGUUGAGUUCAAUAAAAUGGGACAGAACAAUUUAUGUAAUAUUUCUCAUAAUAAGAUUAUCAUUUAGUAUAAAUACACAGAUGAUUAUAGAAAAUCACGUGUGCUGAUUGGUCGAGAAAUUCGGACUGUUUCUCGAUAAUCACCUCGAGCGACUCGGCAAAAUGGCGGCCGAUUGCGUCGUCACCAUAAGUGAGGAAGAAUUACAAAUGAUGAAAGAAAACGCUGUUCCUAAAAGCACUAAAGAUGCUAUAUGAAGUUUGGUCGAAAACUAUUCAAAGGUAAAGUGGGAUUGUGAUUUAUUUUAUCGGUUUCAGAACAAAGUAUUUUAUGUGACUGGGCGUAGAUAAGUGACAAGUCUGCGGCGCGCCUUUAUUACAUUUGCAAGCUGCUUUUGAAGUUUGAAAUAAAUGAUUUUUUCAUACGAUUUUUUUAAAUAAUCACCUGUGUAUUUGCACUAAAAUGAUUAUCAGGCUCAGUGAAUAUCGGUGAAUAAUAACCUUGACUUCAAAUCGUUUAUUAUUCACCAAUAUUCGCUUCAGCUUCGGCAAAUAAUUGUGGAUGACUCAGCUUUUUGUAGACAUUUCAAUUGAUUUCACGAAAUUGAUUCCUCUAAUUGCAUUAGACAUUUUUGCUUGUUUUUUUUUCUUUUUGGAAAUAAUUGCCUGAAUAAAGAAGCAAAAUUUGACAGAAAUUGAUCCAUGUUCGAAAUCCUCCUGAGACCUGAGGGUUUUUUUUUUUUUGCUUGAAAUGCAUUUUAACUUGUAAAAUGUAAUGUCCUCAUAUGAGGAUGCAGGGUCUCAGGAGGGUAUAUGUUUUUGGCUUGUUAAAUUUUAGCAGUGUAGGAAAAAAAAAGAACAACAUCUGGAAGGAUAUGGAGAUCCAUCGUUUUUUUCUUCCUUCAGUGAUUUGUUUUCCUCUCCUGGCUUUAUUUUAAUGAAGGGUUUUUCUUUCUUUCUUUUCUUUUUUUUUUAAACAGAGCUUGAGAUGACCAUCUGGACUUCAUUUGGUCCAUUGAAUACAGACUAAGUGUAUUUUGUGUGUGUGUGUGUGGUUUUUUUUUUUAACUUCAA
Messenger RNA from Neoarius graeffei (lesser salmon catfish), 3104 nucleotides. Its product is annotated as draxin-A-like. Bases 1249 to 1635 code for a protein of 128 amino acids. Gene Ontology annotation, biological process: axon guidance; Wnt signaling pathway. Lineage: Eukaryota; Metazoa; Chordata; Actinopteri; Siluriformes; Ariidae. The transcript has 3 exons. The record is from RefSeq and is a predicted model, not a curated record. Gene Ontology annotation, cellular component: extracellular region.